AGUCCCCGGUGGAGCUUAACCGUCCCUUCCGCCAGGACGCCAUGAAACGUAACCGCGACUUCAGCUCGUCCGACAGCGAGCUGGACGAAGCCGUCGAGGUGGAGAAGGACAGCGGCGAUGAGAACGGACGGGUCGGUUCCCCCCGUCCUCUCGCUCUCGGAUCGCCCGAUACUUCCACCCAGGUUCAGGCGAGGAAACGGCGGAGAGGAAUUAUUGAGAAACGGCGUCGCGACAGGAUCAACAACAGCUUGAGCGAACUUCGCCGGCUGGUGCCCAGCGCCUUUGAAAAGCAGGGUUCGGCCAAGUUGGAAAAAGCUGAAAUUUUGCAGAUGACAGUGGACCACCUCAAGAUGCUCCAUGCUGCUGGCAGCAAAGGCUUUUUUGACGCGCACGCACUGGCCAUGGAUUACCGGGGUCUGGGUUUCCGCGAGUGUCUGGCGGAGACAGCUCGCUACCUGGGAUCCAUGGACAACGCCGACCCCCUGCGGAUCCGGCUGCUGUCGCACCUGAACAACUACGCCGGCCGGCGCGAGGCCCACCCGGGUUUGGGCCACCUAGGGGCCUGGGGCUCCGCUUUUGGCUCGCCAGUCGCCCAUCUCCGCCCGCUCUUGGCUAACGACGUCGGCCCCUCGUCGGCUUCGUCGUCACCCGAGAGGCGGAGCGCCGUCGCCCCUCGCUCGGAACUCUCGCCCGCCGAUAUACGAGCCCCCGUCCCGCACCCCGCUUUGACGUCCCCGACAACGACCAAACACCUCCUUUCGGCGUUCCCUUUCCCGUUUGGCGCUUUUCCGCUGAUCGCCCCAACCGUGGGCCCCCCGAGCCAGACGGCGCCCACUGUUGGCAAACCUUACAGACCUUGGGGGAUGAUGGAGAUUGGUGCUUUUUGACACAAAGACUCGCUAUGAGCAGGACUCGGGAAAACCCAGCACGUCUCCUUUAUUUUUUGUCCUCACGCCUUCCGUCCAAGGCCCGGGGGCCUGAUCUGGCCCGUGAAAGUAAAUCAUGUGCAUCGAUGUAAUCUAAGAAAAUUUCAAAUCAGAGGGAAUUUUUCCUUUUUUUCCUUUUCUGAUAAUCAUAAAUCAACAAUUUUUUAAUAUAAAAAGUUUUUCCCCCUUUUUUAUUAUUAAGAACUCAUUGUUCGAUCGCUGCCAGCCCGCCCAGUCAAAUUGGAUUGGACGUUUAUUGCCGUCAAUGGCACAGAUCGGUUAUUGUUGCUGGUACUUCACGACGGUUUCCUUUAAUAAACACGCUCUGAUGAAUCAA
Molecule: messenger RNA, 1263 nt
Organism: Corythoichthys intestinalis (scribbled pipefish)
Lineage: Eukaryota; Metazoa; Chordata; Actinopteri; Syngnathiformes; Syngnathidae
Gene: hey1
Product: hes-related family bHLH transcription factor with YRPW motif 1
Exons: 4
Coding region: 42-887 (281 amino acids)
Biological process (GO): regulation of neurogenesis; anterior/posterior pattern specification; circulatory system development
Cellular component (GO): nucleus
Molecular function (GO): RNA polymerase II cis-regulatory region sequence-specific DNA binding; DNA-binding transcription factor activity, RNA polymerase II-specific; protein dimerization activity
Source: RefSeq, a predicted model, not a curated record